Colletotrichum gloeosporioides is the source of this 684-nucleotide messenger RNA. RefSeq lists its product as uncharacterized. The record is from RefSeq and is a predicted model, not a curated record. Lineage: Eukaryota; Fungi; Ascomycota; Sordariomycetes; Glomerellales; Glomerellaceae. The transcript has 2 exons. Bases 1 to 684 code for a protein of 227 amino acids.
AUGAGCGACGAAAAUGGACCGACUACCUCUGAUGCGGCGCCCUACAGCUUCACUCUCAAGGAUUUGAAUGCGUCGACUUGGGACGAUCACCCUCUGUGCAGAACGGCUUACAGCAUGAAGAGAUCAGGCUUUCACCGCUGGGGAUUCGUCAUCUACAGGACAACUACAUGGAUUGCAAGCAACUUUCUCCGGUCUUCUCGAGACUUGCUAUUGACGAUUCCAGGGCCGGUAAUGUCUGAUAAGGCCACGCUGGAUGGCGCAUCCAAAGCGGACGUCCGAAAGCACUUCAUAUCCUGGCGUGGAGCCCGUAGCGAAGAGCGCGAUGGUCCCGGAGCCACCAAAGACAGAGCCAAACGUCUGCCGCGGUUCAAGCACUGCGUAUAUGUGGACCGCAAAUGCCUCGAUACGCUGGCUGGGCUGCCCGCGGACUGCGACGAGGAAGAGUUAUUUAAGGUUGUAGCCGUGGUCAUCGAUGGGUCUGUCGACGAGAAGAUUCCCGGAGAUGAAGAGGGCUUGUAUCCUGACAUUGAGGGCUGCACUGCGCGCUAUGUGGGCUGGAGAUAUGAGGACAUUGAGAUGCUGGUCGACACGUACGAAGAGUCUCACAAUUACCCGUUGAGCCAUAUCGACUACAAGCGGCCACCCCUCAUCUCACCAAACGGUCUCCGUUCAAUGCCUGCCUGA